AUGUCCUUACAGCCUGGUGAAUUCACCAUGAAAGAUGAAAUGCUUCACCCCUACGGAGACUGCUGUAGAUGGAUUCAGUAUGUUGCAAGCAAACAAGCUAAAUAUGGGACAAAAAUAUUUGCUCUGUGUGCUGCAAAAACAUUUCAUUGCAGUAAUCUGGAGGUUUAUUGCGGCAUGCAUCCUAAAGACAAUAUUGGGUAUCUUAUGCUCCUGAGGAUGAGGAACCUUACAAGUGGCAGUUGCUACACAAGCUGCCUCCUUUCUGAAUAUUUGCUGCAGAAGACUAUCAUUUGCAUUGGUACAAUGAUGAAGAACAGACGAAGAAAUUGGAAGUGCAAUGUUUGA
Molecule: messenger RNA, 345 nt
Organism: Schistocerca cancellata (South American locust)
Lineage: Eukaryota; Metazoa; Arthropoda; Insecta; Orthoptera; Acrididae
Exons: 1
Coding region: 1-345 (114 amino acids)
Source: RefSeq, a predicted model, not a curated record